AUGAUAUAAAAUGUGAUUGAUGUAGUUGAGUUCCAAACUACUUCCCAAUCCCUAUUUUCAAAGCAAACAUAUUACACAAUAAAAGGAUCUGACAAAGAAGGAAAUUUCGAAGUGCAUCGUAGAUUCAAGGAUUUCGUCGCUUUAAGAAAUCUCCUGGCUAUUCAAUGGCCAGGAUGCUAUGUCCCAAGUUUACCUGGCAAGAAACUCUUUAAUGGAAAUGAUGCUAAGACAAUCAAUGAUAGAAAAAAAUUCUUGCAUGCUUUCUGUUAGAAGUUGAGUCUAUUGCCUCAUCUAUUCCAAACUGAAGAGGUGUCACAAAUAUUCUUAAGAUCCAAAGAUGAGAAAGUCUAUAAAAAAUUGGAAUCUAUUAAAUCUCCAUCCACCCAAGAUCUUCUUGUAAAAUACUAAACUAUAUUUGCUGAUAUUUUAGAUGUCGUGAUCGAAGCAAGCACACUUAAGGAGAUUGACAAUUUUGCAGAUUAAGUAAGAAAUUAUAGUAUAAAAUUAAAAAACAUAAAAAAGAUAAUUAAGGAUAGUGUGUAAUCAGGUCGGAAUUACAACAGUUGUUUAGAAGAAAUCAUCAAAACUAGAUUAAUAAAUUUUGAAAAUUCAUUUGUUUUUUAGUUUGUAAACUCAGAUGCGUCCUUGUUAAUUUUUAAUCGAAUUAAGCAGGAAUUAGUUGACACUUAUCAAGAAAAAUAAGUUUUUACUCAAAAUAACAUUGAAAUCUUGUUAGAUUUAAUCAGAUUAGAAUCUAAGGAUUGUAAAAUUGUGUUGAAAUAAAUCAGUGACAAAAUUAAUUUAGAGAAUAAAGUUAAAAACCUAGAAAAUAAAAUUAUAGAAUCAGAGAAACAAUUAGAAAAGUUGAAUUAAGGAAAGGUGUCCUUUAAAAAUUUGAUUAAAUAGAAAUCACCUGAGGAUGCUAAAAAAGAAGUUGAAUAAGAAAUAGCUGAUAUUGUUAAAGAAUUAAAAUAUCUAUCAGAAUUAAUUGUUUUGAUUAAUAAAAUAUUGGCACUUAAAGAACGAACUAGAUAUGAAAAUGAUAAAAACUAAUAAUUUAAAGAAAUAAUGGAGGUUUUGUAAUAGAUGGAAUUAGAAAGCAUUAAAAUAGAGUCAUAAUAUUGGGGAUUCAUUUUAAAUGAAACAAAUUAGCUUAUUAAUAAAACAUAAUAUCAAUAAUAAUAAUAAAUAGAGUGUUAGACUAAUGUAGAAUGA
Molecule: messenger RNA, 1215 nt
Organism: Paramecium tetraurelia
Lineage: Eukaryota; Ciliophora; Oligohymenophorea; Peniculida; Parameciidae
Exons: 3
Molecular function (GO): phosphatidylinositol binding
Source: RefSeq, a predicted model, not a curated record